Messenger RNA from Oppiella nova, 993 nucleotides. NCBI's taxonomy places the organism in Eukaryota, Metazoa, Arthropoda, Arachnida, Sarcoptiformes, Oppiidae. The record is from the annotation of a GenBank genome assembly.
AUGAAUAUUGGUCUGGAUCCGGCGGAACCGUACUUCCAAAACACUGACCCAAGAGUUCGUUUGGAUAAAAACGAUGCACUCUUUGUGGAUGUCAUCCAUACGGACGCCUCCAGUAUUAUUACGGGUGGUUUUGGUAUGAGUCAGGGGUGCGGACACGUGGACUUCUACCCCAAUGGAGGUUGGCGACAACCGGGUUGUAACGAAACACCUCUGAAGACAGUGUUUGACUCGAUAGGCAAAGAGAGGAAUGUCAUCCAUGGAAUUCGUCGUUUCAUUGGGUGCUCACACGCUCGGGCGGCCCUCCUAUUCACAGAAUCCAUAAACACUGAUUGUCCAUUCAUGGCAUACGAGUGCUCUACUUAUGAGGAAUUCGCUUCAGGUCUGUGUACUAAAGGCAAGAAUCCGUGUCUAUCGAGUCAUAAACUAUUGGAUAACAAUAGUUAUAGCAAUAGAAGCGAUCGAAACGAUUUGCAGACUUUACCGUCAUUGCAAUGUUUGCAAAUGGGAUUCAAUGCACACAAAAGCUGGACAUCGCUUCAUAAAUACAUGAAUAUCAAUACAAACCCACAAACCGUCAGAACUGAUAGCAAAGCGGCUAAGAGUGAGACUUCAAAGGAGAAUAAGUACUUCCUGUGGACGGCUGAUCGCAGUCCUUACUGUCUCUUUCAUUAUCGCAUUCAAGUACUGUUGAGGUAUGAUAUAAGUGGCAGCUCUUCAUUGCCUGAAAAGACCCGUCUCUUCGUACAAGUCUUCGGAACUAAAGGAUUCACUCCAGCACUCGAUGUGACCAAAGAAACACAGUUCAGCGAAAACAUUGAUUUUGUCAUAAGCUCUGCGAACAUCGGAACUGUAGUACGAGUGGAACUGCAGCUUAAGUCGAGUCCGGCUUUAGUGAUGAAUCCGUUGAGAUGGAGAUUAAGUGACUCCAACGAUUCCAACCAAAUCUAUUUGAUCCAAAUCACUGUCACUAAUCUCGAGAGUGGCAAUAAGUAA